CUGACCUCUGUCCUGUGACUUCCUGAUCCUCCUCCUUUGAUAAACAUAAAGACAGGCCAGCAAAUCAAGGAGAUCAAAAUUUAUUUCUCAGAACAACUCUGCCUGCCCAGAGGAAAGAUGAAGGUCUCUGCAGCUGCCCUCUCCUUCCUCAUUCUUGGUGCUGCCCUUGGAUCCCAGGCCCAGGUCGUACCCGAUCCAGAAAYAAGAGAACUCUUGGAGAGAGAGCAUACGUUUCAACCUCCACUAGUUAAUAAAGUCUUUAACUCUCCUGCUGACUGCUGCUUCUCAUAUAUUACACGAAGUAUCCGGUGUACAGUCAUGAAAACUUAUUAUACAACGAGCAGUGGGUGCUCUCAGCCAGSUGUCAUCUUUAUCACCAACAAGGGGCAACACGUCUGUGCCAACCCCGAUGAUCCAUCAGUUCAAGAGUGCAUGAAAAAACUGAAGCACAAUCCAUCAUCCUAGGAUCCAAGAAUUAUGAACCUUGCAUAAGAAGAAAGAACAGGAUGGCCAGCCAUCCCACCCCCCAAUUCUCUUGCCCGAGUACCUCCUAURAAUUUUUUAGCCCAAACUAUUUUUUAAAGAAAUUUGCUGUUCUGUUCUGGUUAGA
Molecule: messenger RNA, 610 nt
Organism: Urocitellus parryii (Arctic ground squirrel)
Lineage: Eukaryota; Metazoa; Chordata; Mammalia; Rodentia; Sciuridae
Product: C-C motif chemokine 15
Biological process (GO): positive regulation of GTPase activity; positive regulation of cell migration; chemokine-mediated signaling pathway
Cellular component (GO): extracellular region
Molecular function (GO): CCR chemokine receptor binding; chemokine activity
Source: RefSeq, a predicted model, not a curated record